Messenger RNA from Trematomus bernacchii (emerald rockcod), 961 nucleotides. It is a transcript of the gene cdca8, whose product is annotated as cell division cycle associated 8. Gene Ontology annotation, biological process: mitotic sister chromatid segregation. The transcript is spliced from 11 exons. The record is from RefSeq and is a predicted model, not a curated record. The coding region runs from base 113 to 928 and encodes 271 amino acids. NCBI's taxonomy places the organism in Eukaryota, Metazoa, Chordata, Actinopteri, Perciformes, Nototheniidae. Gene Ontology annotation, cellular component: chromosome passenger complex; spindle midzone; chromosome, centromeric region.
AAUUAUAAUACGAGGUCGCCAUGACCAAAACGGAUUAUUAAGAGGGUUGUUAUUAAAUGUUUGUGCGUGGGAAAGAAGCUGACAAUUAAGGAAGUCAGCCAAAUUGCAAGACAUGGCUCCCAGGAAAACAAGGACGACGGCCAAGGCAAGGAAAAAUAGCCCCAAGACGGCUAAGCUAGAAGCCUUCCUGGAGGACUUCGACAGCGAGGUGAAGACCAGAGUGGAACAGAUGAAGGAGAAGCUCAACCAUAUGCUGAAAGACGUGGACAACGGCUAUAAUAUGUGGCUAAUUAAGCUCCCAAAGUCUGUCCGCCAAAUGCCCUGGAUAGAACUAUUCAAAUCUGAGAAUACAAAGUCACCAGAAGUGGCGAAUGUUAGUAGAGAAGAGGAAGCUGCUAUUGUUGAGAGCAUUGUGGCCGAGAACAAUCCAGCCCUUUUCAAAUCAGUAAAAAAAGCAACAAAGAAAUCAACUAAAUCCACUUCGGAAGAUGAAAACACCUCGGGCACAACACGGAAGGCGAAAGCAACAAGGAAACCUCCAACCACAUCAAAGAAAGCAAAGGCCCUGACGGUCCGGCGAUCAAACAGGAAGCCAAUGAUCACUCCUGCAAGGAAUAUGGAUUAUUCUCUGGCGAUGGGAGCCACUCCCCUCAUUACCCCACGCUUUGAUCCCAGACUUCCCAAGACCCCCGCUGUGAGGAAUCCCCACCACAAAGAGAGGGUUUACAGCAUCUCAGUCAACGGCUCGCCCAUCGCAGCAGGAAAUAAUGAAGACAUCGUCAUCAACGUCCCCAUCGGCAACGGAGAGAGUGUUCAGCUAUUGGCCAGCCAGAUGGACUCUGUGGAUCUGUCUCUGCUGGAUGAAACCGCUCUGAGGAGCAUUCGUCAGCUGAAGAAUCGCCUCACCGUCCUGUGUGGAACGGAGUAACGCUACCGCCUGCUCUCGUCUUGUACAUUACUU